Lactuca virosa is the source of this 810-nucleotide messenger RNA. The record is from the annotation of a GenBank genome assembly. NCBI's taxonomy places the organism in Eukaryota, Viridiplantae, Streptophyta, Magnoliopsida, Asterales, Asteraceae.
AUGCUUCAAGAUCAUCGUAAUCGAGUUUUUCAUGAUUUUCGUAAUGGUGCUUGCAGGAAUCUUGUCUGUACUGAUUUAUUCACGAGGGGUAUUGAUAUUCAAGCAGUAAACGUUGUUAUCAAUUUUGACUUCCCGAAAAACUCAGAAACAUAUCUCCACAGGGUUGGUCGAUCAGGAAGGUUUGGACACCUUGGGUUAGCUGUAAACCUAAUCACAUAUGAAGAUCGCUUUAAUCUGUAUAGGAUUGAACAAGAACUUGGAACUGAGAUAAAACAGAUCCCUCCAUUCAUUGAUCAAGCUAUUUAUUGUCGCUGAAAAAUUAAUGAAAGGUUGUUGGGUUGGGUUGAGUGUGAGCUGUGUCUCUGUCUGUUUAAGGAAAGGACCCUAAGGUACACAUUUCAUUUGGUCUCGACUUUGAAGACAACAUGAAUUAUUUUGUGAUUCAGAAAAAAACUAAGGACUUGUUUCUUUAAGAAAGACAUUAGAGUUUACCUCUUUUUUAUAUUUUGUGACAUGAUAUGUUUCGUGCUGUGCUGUGUUGUGUUGUGUUGUGUUGUGAGGAAGGAGUUUGGUAUGUUGUUAGUCAAGUCAACCCAAGAGAAGACUAGUAGUUUCUUUAAAGACUUACUGACUUUGUGUAUACAUUUGGAUUUGGUUGGUUGGUUGUUUUCUGGUCUUAAGAUAUCUAAUUAUCCUAAUUCCUACCUUUGGGCGCUUUUUUUUUUAAUUUGUAUUUUUUUUAUGCUUGACGGUCAGUUUACUGAUGAUGACCUUGUACUUGUACUGUGUUUGGCGUGUCUUGCCUUUGAC